AAUUGUCCCACGGUAUGUAUAAAGUGUAACGGAAGAAAGUACCGCGGCUGCGGACGAUGCAUAGUUGAUUGUGUAAUUGGAUAUAUUUUACUAUAAUGAUUGAUUCAAUGUUCCAAUAUCAUCAUAGGAAAUACUAAAUGAAGGCUAAAUCGAAAAAAUAAUGAUUGGUGACGUGCGCCGCAUACAUACAUGUAUGACGGCAACGUGUGACCUGGUGACGUGCGCUGAAUGUAUAUAUAUUUAUAUAUAUAUAGACUGACUGUUCAUUGAUUGAACUAAAUGUGUUUGGAAACCUUAAAUUACUGCAUUCUCAAAUGGACACACUGUAUUGUUGACCAUUAAGGAAGUUAAACUUGUUACUCAUCUCACGAAAGUUUAAACAACUAUGUAUUCAAUCUCCCCAUCACGCUAGCGUUAUCAGGUUAUCUCUAAUUUUCUAAAAAUCGAAAUAGAAAGUUGGAGUUGCUAUUGGGAUUUCCGGUUCAUCAGCGCCGCUAGUCUAUGUUGAUACAAUAGUGCUUUUUUUAGAUAUUCAUGGAUGAAGGCCGUUUACAGGUUUAAAAAGCUCUAAUGCGAUAACAAGGUAAAUGCAUUGAUAGUACUCUAAUUUGGUUUUGUGUAAACCUUGAAUGGAAGAAUGGAAUCAAAUAUAAAGGAUGAUAUUAGGAAAGAGGGUGAUAGUAAGGCUACUACUACUGACGGUGGACACACCCGGCACGACAAUGCUCCGUCUUAUUCUAAUUGGGAUGCAGCACGACACUAUGGAGCACUAGGCGGUCAUAGAUAUGUGUACCCACCUGUGCCUCGGGAUGUGUGGCGUCAACAAAUGCAACAACCAAACAUGUACGCAAACUAUCCGGGAAACACGCCGUAUUUAGGGUCACCUCAGCCACAAGGACCGGUUGGACAGUUGCAGAUGCAUUAUGGUAAUCAGCCAUAUUUCAACCAAAUGGCAUAUCAACAAAAUAGUCCUAUGUGGAAUCCACCGCCAACAUUUUCUACAGAACCAGCACCAUCUGUACAUGCACAGCCAAUCACAAGAAACUCUGCAGCUGAACGAGAUGAGACAAAUGUACGUGUGGAUAAUAGGCAAACUGGGCUAAAAAAGAAUACUCCAAACGUCGAGCGCGGAACGUCGGAUGGGCAAAGAGCUUUUGAUUCGGACUUAUCUGCAUCUAUCAUAGUACGUGGUAUACCUAAAGCAGUCAGCCGAGACGUAUUGGAACUGUUUUUUGAAAACAAGGCCAGAUCUGGUGGAGGGAGCGUGCACGAUUUGAAAUUAAAUAAACGGCUGGGCAUUGCCUUGGUUCAGUUUGAAGAUUUAAAAGAUGCACAGAACGUUUUACAAAAAGCGGCAUCAACCGGAACACUUCACCUUCCAACUUCAAAAUGUGACGUGGAAGUCAACAGAUUUGAGGAGACAAAACAUGCACAGUAUUUUAAUGAAAUACCACAUACCAGUCUCUUUAUCAAAAAUCUUCCAAUAGAUUCUUCAAACGAAACGAUCAAGAGUUAUUUUGAAGUCCGUUGUAAAGCAAAACCAACCGAUGUCAUCAGAAGCAUUUCUAGAAAAACUGCUUUGUUUGAAUUUGAAGAAGCCAUAGAUAUUGCAGCAAUGACAAAGACAUGUGGGCACAAGCCACUGGAAGGAAAUAUUCUUGCUAUCCUAGAGGUUGAUACCACACGCCAGGUGAAGGUCUCGGGCGUGAGAGCUGGAACGUCACCACAAGUACUUGAACUCUACUUUGAAAAUCAUGCACGUAGUAAAGGAGGAGAGAUUGAAACUGUUGACGUUGUCGGGGAAGAAAAGGCUUUCAUUGUGACAUUUGUUCACCCAGAAGAUGCAAGACAAGUUGCGCUUGCCCCUCAUAUCCUUGAUGGCAUGAAACUGUCUGUUAACUUGUACAAUGCCCUGCUUGAUACGGACCCGGACUCUGUCGUGACUAUACCUGAGGUCGUUGAUGUCACUGGAAUAGACAAGAACAUCGUGAGGUUUCUUAAACAUUCAAAAUACUAUCGCGAAAGGGCAGAAAAUUGCGCAAAGGAUGUGUUUGGGAAAUUACUCUGGAAAAAUGAGGAUGGCAGCAUGAGCCUACAGAUUUCAUGCGACGUUAAUCCAACCGACUCAGAUGUACUGCGAAAGGUCAAUAUCUGGGAGGAGAAUCAUACGAAAUGUUUCGAUUGGAUUAGCAAAGAGAUCGUUACAAUUGAACUUACUGAUGUGUUUGAACAGAUCCUUUCUGAUGUUAAAAGGGAUAUGGAAGGAAUGGACGUGAAAAAUCCUGAUCGCGUUAUAACCUUUCUUAAGAACAGAGGUUUGAGCAUUAUAGUUGUCGGAGAAAAGCAUGAAGGAGAAAUGUUGGCAAACACUAUUAAGCAGAACAUUUUAAGGUGUAAGCGGGACUACGAAGAACGUACAAAGCAAGUGACAGAAAUCGAGCCUUUGAAAUGGUAUGAAAGUAUUUUAUUUAAAGACAAACGGGUAUUCAAACUCCUAGAAACAACUGAUGUUGAAAUUAGACUUGGGAACAUGGACGGAAUAACAUUUUCGGGUGCAAACGAAGACGUUCAGAAAUCAUUGAUGAACUUUAACGAAGUUAAGCAAAGAGUCAAAAAGCACUCUAUCCAAGACAUUAGUGAACAAUGCCUAGAACUUCUUGGAACCGUCGAAAUGCAAAGGGAACUCGGUCAUCUUCUGUCACAGAAGGAUAUUUUGGCAGUAUGCAGUAAUGUCAGUCGAGAAAUAUUUACAUUUGAGUUUAACCCUGGCGAUGCUGACCGUGCUGUUAAACUUGCAAGAAGUUGUGUGACAGGACUUACUCUUAAUUUAGCGGAGGAACAAAUAAGUUGUUUGAAUUCUGAGGAUGGAAUUCACUUCAUAAAACAGAUUAUGGAUGAACACCAAGGACUGUUGUCAAUUGUCCUGUCACGCAGUGGAUGUGUUAAAAUCGCUUGCCUCAACACAUUGCCAGAUGAUAUUGCAAAUGAGAUUGAUACUUUUGUACAAGCAAAUACAAGGUACGAAUUGUUUUGUCGUGCACACACUGAGGUUGUAAGGUAUAUUAACAUGCAUGCCAGAUAUGCUUUAUCAUCAACCGAAAAAGAUCAUGAUGUUAAAAUAACAAAACACAAAGAAAACGGUGAAUAUGAUGGCUUUAUUGUUGCUGGCCAGAUGAACUCAGCGAAGAAUGGGCUAAGGAAAGUAGAAGAUGUAUGCAAAGGAGUUGCGAAACAUAAUGUAUCCAUUGAUUGGCCUGGAUUUAUUGACUACCUACAAAGCCAAAACGGAAAGUAUGAUAUAUCUCAAGUUGAACAGGAAGAAAAGUGUUUGAUUGCUUUCACACGACCACUAGAGGAAAAACAACAUGACAUGCAUACCAGAGCUGACAAGCGAACCAUUGGAAUCAAAAUCGUUGCAGAAGGCUCUAUAGUCUAUCAAAAGGUUGAUGUCAUAGUUAAUUCUUCAAACAGAAAACUUGAUAUGGAAACUGGAGUCGUCUCGAAGCAGCUUCUGAAAGUUGCUGGGGCAGAACUACAAGCUGAAUGUACACGAAAAUAUCCAAAAGGGAUACACUUUGGAAAGGUUGCAAAAACUGCCGCCGGAAGGAUGGGAAACUGCAAGGCUAUCUUUCAUGGGGCUUUGCCACGCUGGACCACUGCCAAUGCACAAAAUGUGCUGGAAGAAUUUAUGGCAGAAUGUCUCAAAUCAGCAGAUAAGAAGGGGUACACAACAAUAGCAUUUCCAGCCCUGGGGACCGGCAGAUGUGAGUACCCUAGCGACGUCGUGGCGGACACAUUGUUGACAAGUGUGAUGGAAUACGAAAAUGAUCAUCCAGAUACGAACAUUAAAUGUGUCAGCUUCGUUAUUUGGUCAAAGGAUGUUGAGACAAUAAAGGCAUUUACGAAAACUAAAGAAGAAUUGACCAGGCAACGAUCAAGGAAAGAAAGACGAAGAUCAGAACCUGAACCUCGGCGACAAACCCAAGCAACAGUGUUGACAGUUUAUACAAAUAAGCCACGGAACAUAAAACAGAUUGAAUCGCGAAUAAAGGGUUUUAAAAAAGAUGAAGAAAUAUUCCCACCGGCGUCGCUGUUAGAACAACUUACUGACGACCGGAUGGAAGUUGUAAAGAAAAUUGCAAGAGAAAACAAAGUCAAACUUGUAAAAACUGAUAAAAGUUUGAAGUUGGUGGGUUAUGGAAAAUCAGUCGAACGAACAAAGAAAAAGGUAGAAUCAUAUCUAGACAACGCUGAAAAGGAUCUUAAGCUUACCUUUCAAACCUUGGGAACAAAGGGAGUGCCGUUUCCACCAUCAUGGUCGAAAACAGAUAUAACAGACCCCUUGAAAAUAGUGCAACUACCGCCUACUGAUCCGGAUUUCGUGACGGUCUCCAAACAAUUCUUGGCAGAUACGGGUCUUCCGCCUACAAAUAUCGUGAAGAUUGAGAGGAUACAAAAUCCAGCCCUGUAUGGACAGUAUUUCGCAAAGAAGAAGCAUAUGGAGAGUGCUGGAGGCGGUCCAAAAAUCGAGAGGAUGCUGUGGCACGGGACGCGAACACCGCAAGUGGCCAACAACAUCACCUCUAAGGGAUUUGACAGAAACUACAACCACGGUGCAUCCCACGGAGCUGGAGUUUAUUUUGCAAUGAACGCCCAAAUGUCUGCAAAUGGAUAUUGCGCUCCAGACGCGAUGGGUCAGAAAUACAUAUUCUACGCCAAUGUUCUCACAGGCGAUUUCUGGGUAGGAAGCAGUGGUAUCCGGGUUCCCCCACCUAAGGUUCCAGGAAAUACACUCGUCACGUAUGACUCGACCACCGACAAUGUCGCCGCUCCCAACUUCUUUGUUAUAUUCCAUGAUGCACAGGCGUAUCCAUCUUUUAUGAUUACAUUCAAAUAGUUUCAUGGUGUUUGCAUCACCUGAUUAUGUGGGACUUGAGCAACAACUGAAUUAAACUGGCUACGAUUAUAGCCCUAGGAGCUAGUUCAAGUGUUAUUUAACGCUUUUGCGAACAAAUAUUGACCAGUGUAAAAUUAUUUAUGAACAAAUGAUAGGUUAUGAUUUUGUUGUGAAUUUCAUCAUCUGGUAACCAUGUCGAACAAUAGAUGCAAUAAUUCCGGUUAAGGGUAAGACGACUUCUCUUCAGUGUUUCCAAGUUGGGAAACAAAAUGCCUAUUUUCUAUAUAACUUAUUAAAUUGUCUUGUGCUUACGGAUAUUAAUUCUAAAAUAAAUCCAAAACCAUGGUUAUAUACUAGAAUGACACAUCUUAAUUCAUCCAGAUCUAAAUUCGUGUUAAUAUCCCUAUAAUAUUCCAUUCUUGAAAUUUAUAGAAGUGAUAUAAAACUGCUUCAUUUCUCGACACUUUGAAUACUUUGCUUUUACUGCUUGGUUGAUUUUGUUAUCCAAUUUGGAAACCAUCUGCAUAAGACAACGUAUCGAGAAAGUCUCGAUGUCUCGCGAAUGGGGAUAUAAACUUGUACAGGAGCGUAGCUAGACCAGACUUUUGCUAGGGGGUUUCGGGGACAUGCUUCCCUGCUAUUAUUGUCAAUAUAGGAUGCGUUGUUCACUAUGUCAGAAGAAAGACUGGCUAAUAAUAUUAACCUAUGUCCCUCCGUUGCAUUUAUUUGACGUUUUAAAAAAGAAAUUGUGCAAGUCCGUACCUUAAGUGCGCCAGUGAUGUACAUAGCUUAUAUGACUCAGAUAAAUAACUUUGAGAGAUGUAUAACCACAUUUGUAGCAAGUUAUAUACUCUAUUAGUCUUUACAUUUUCAAGUUUUGUUAUUCCAUACAUGUAUUAUCAUACAAAACAUACAAUACUUGUAUUCUUAUAUUUGUUCGAAUUUUGAACGUGUGAUUGCUGAGUUUAAUUAGCUAUGUUUUCUUGAUAUUGUUUUUGACUAUGUUAUAGCUAGAUGACUUAAAGUUAAAUCUUAGUGAUUGAGUGAGCGUAGAUUUUACAUCAGGUCAUCUAUCUGACUUAGAAUACAACCUCAUUGAGUGUUUGUCAUCGCAAAUUCUGUUACACGGACUGUGUACCGGAUGAGUGGUAGUAGGCGUAACUUUAAACACCCGCGAAAGUUGGAAUGCUGGAAUGAUUAAACCUAGUACGGAAUGAUCGGCAAUUUCAUUGUCUGAACAUGUAGGUUGUAUUCUAAGAAAAAGUUAUGUUCGACUGUAGAUACGUCAUUUGCAGUUGUCAAUUCGAUUAUAUUCAAAGAUAUUUUUGGUUAUAUAUCUGCUUCAUGUCACCUGUUGAAUUGUCUUGAGAGUGUUUGUUCAGGGUGGGCGUGAACUAUUUUUCUUUAUAUAUUUCAUAUGAGGUACACGCAUUUUUUCUAUCUCAUGCAGAUUAUAUCGACCAGGAGUUGACUGGCAAAUUGAUUAUAAUAAUGUGGUACACAAACAAUAGCUUGUGUUUAAAGAGGUGAUAUAUAAAGACUGUAUCCAAGUGUCCAAGUUAGUUGUGCAAAGGUUUGUUAGGAACGAUCAAUAGCAAACUGGUAUACAGUCGAACCCCGUUGGCUCGAAUUUGCUUGGCUCGAUUUCCUUGUUUGCUCGACCUCCAUGUAAAGAUCCGAUUGUUUUCAACUGAAUGGAACAAUUCUCGCUUGGCUCGAAUUUCCCGAGGCUCGAAGUAUUAUCGCUGGUCUUUUGGAGUUCGAGCCAACGGAGUUUGACUGUGAUAUGUGUUUCAGUGCAAUAACAUUACAUUUAAGCUAGUCUAAUAGUGCUUAAGUAUUAAGAUUUUGUAAGCACGUUCGUCAAAAUGUUUCUUCUACUGUGCGUAUACAUAGAUACCGCUCGUCUUUUAAUCGCCACGUUUCUCUGUUAAAUACAUAUACUAGAUAUAAGCGCACACGACAUGCACAGUGAAACUGAGAAAGAAAGGUUGGGUUUUAACUACUAUGACGUUUAUGUAUCCAAUAUCUUCGUUCGGCAUUCAAUGUUUAGUCAUUUGGACUUUGUAAAUGGUAAAGUCCAUGUCCUUUAUUAUAUGAAUAUAGAUCAUGUGAAUUGCACUGUUUCUGUUUCCCUGUUGUUUUUCUUUAUCAUUUGUAAUUGUGUAAAUGUAUCUUCAUGCAAUAAAAAAACUUAAAUUGAAAAUAUAUACAUUUGUGUU
This is a messenger RNA of Mya arenaria, 7119 nucleotides long. RefSeq names its product protein mono-ADP-ribosyltransferase PARP14-like. NCBI's taxonomy places the organism in Eukaryota, Metazoa, Mollusca, Bivalvia, Myida, Myidae. Bases 638 to 4897 code for a protein of 1419 amino acids. Gene Ontology annotation, biological process: negative regulation of gene expression. Gene Ontology annotation, cellular component: nucleus; cytoplasm. The transcript is spliced from 18 exons. The record is from RefSeq and is a predicted model, not a curated record. Gene Ontology annotation, molecular function: NAD+ poly-ADP-ribosyltransferase activity; RNA binding; transcription corepressor activity.